GCUAUGUGGAAGCAGAGGUUGGCGCGUGCCUUAUCUGCUUCUCUCUCUUCAGUGGCCUUAAAACUCUCUGUGUGAUCCCACUUGUCUUCCUCCUCCUCCAUAACAUCAAAAUCUCCCACACCAAAACCCUUUCACAAUUUGGGCUAAAGCUUUCGAUGACAUCAAUGGCGUCCUACUCCUUUUCCCCUGCUACUCAGCUGGGUUCGAGCAGAAGCGCUAUGUUGGCGAUGUCGCGUGGGUUGUUUGUGAAACCGACGAGGACGAAUCAUCAAAUGGUUAAGAAGGAGAAGAUUGGAGUGAGGAUUGUUUGUCAAGCAACGAGUAUUCCAGCAGACAGAGUCCCAGAUAUGGAAAAGAGGAAGCUGUUGAAUCUUCUUCUUGUGGGGGCUCUUUCUCUCCCUAGCGGCUUCAUGCUUGUUCCUUACGCUACAUUCUUUGCCCCUCCUGGAUCCGGAGGUGGAGGUGGUGGUACUCCCGCCAAGGAUGCACUUGGGAACGAUGUAGUUGCAGCUGAAUGGCUUAAGACUCAUGGUCCUGGUGAUCGAACCUUGACUCAAGGAUUGAAGGGAGAUCCGACUUACCUAGUUGUGGAGAACGACAAGACUCUAGCGACAUACGGUAUAAACGCAGUGUGCACUCAUCUUGGAUGUGUUGUGCCAUGGAACAAAGCUGAGAACAAGUUUCUAUGUCCUUGCCAUGGAUCCCAAUACAACGCCCAAGGCAGAGUCGUUAGAGGUCCAGCGCCAUUGGUAAGUUGA
Messenger RNA from Thlaspi arvense, 758 nucleotides. The record is from the annotation of a GenBank genome assembly. Lineage: Eukaryota; Viridiplantae; Streptophyta; Magnoliopsida; Brassicales; Brassicaceae.